This is a messenger RNA of Ostreobium quekettii, 408 nucleotides long. The record is from the annotation of a GenBank genome assembly. Lineage: Eukaryota; Viridiplantae; Chlorophyta; Ulvophyceae; Bryopsidales; Ostreobiaceae.
AUGCUGAAUGAAAGUUUGGUGGAUACUGAGAUUGCUGAGCAAAUACUGCUGCUCGUGGGUCCGUGCCAGUUGUGGGGCAGGCCUGAUGUGUGGCGAGGGCCAGAGAGAAUUGAAACCGAUGUCAUAUGGCCAUCACUGCAGUGCACUGCAGUGAUGGUACUGCACUGCAGUGCAUUGUCAAGGAAAUGUCGUCAUGCCAGACCGACCCAACCACAAGACUGGAUAAAGAUCUGGAUGAGUGUAACUGUGGCUGUUGGGACAGCACCUUGUAAACACACAUAUUCUGCGAUCUCUGAACAGGGUUUGGGAGAAGCUUGUUCCGUUUCCAUAUCCAAGUUUGUGGAUCAUCUGUGCACAAAUUUGCCUUACCCAGUUGUUAGUUGUCCGCACGCAACAAUCCUUCUGUGA